AUUCUUGGGGCCAUCAUCCUGGCCAAGCUCUCCAUUGUGCCUGUGCGGAGAGGCUACUGGGGGAACAAGAUUGGCAAGCCCUACACAGUCCCUUGCAAGGUGACAGGCUGCUGGGGCUCUGUGUUAGUGCAUCUGAUCCCUGCCCCCAGAGGCACUGGCAUUGUCUCAGCCCCUGUGCCCAAGAAGCUGCUGAUGAUGGCUGGUAUUGAUGACUGCUACACCUCUGCUAGAGGCUGUACUGCUACUUUGGGCAACUUCGCUAAGGCCACCUUUGAUGCCAUCUCAAAGACCUACAGCUACCUGACCCCUGACCUCUGGAAAGAGACUGUGUUCACAAAGUCUCCCUAUCAGGAGUUCACCGACCAUCUUGUGAAAACCCACACUAGAAUCUCUCUGUCCAUAGAACUCAAGCUCCAGCAGUAGCUACAACAUAAGGGUUUUUACACAAGAGAAAUAAAAAUGAAUAAAGUCUGUCAAAAAAAAAAAA
Cavia porcellus (domestic guinea pig) is the source of this 487-nucleotide messenger RNA. RefSeq names its product small ribosomal subunit protein uS5-like. Gene Ontology annotation, cellular component: ribosome. Gene Ontology annotation, molecular function: structural constituent of ribosome. The record is from RefSeq and is a predicted model, not a curated record. Gene Ontology annotation, biological process: translation. Bases 193 to 423 code for a protein of 76 amino acids. The transcript has a single exon. Lineage: Eukaryota; Metazoa; Chordata; Mammalia; Rodentia; Caviidae.